This is a messenger RNA of Candoia aspera, 2646 nucleotides long. RefSeq names its product phospholipase C delta 1 (gene PLCD1). The transcript has 15 exons. NCBI's taxonomy places the organism in Eukaryota, Metazoa, Chordata, Lepidosauria, Squamata, Candoiidae. Gene Ontology annotation, biological process: release of sequestered calcium ion into cytosol; phosphatidylinositol-mediated signaling; lipid metabolic process. Gene Ontology annotation, molecular function: phosphatidylinositol-4,5-bisphosphate phospholipase C activity; calcium ion binding. The record is from RefSeq and is a predicted model, not a curated record. The coding region runs from base 155 to 2461 and encodes 768 amino acids.
ACUGCCGUGUUCCGUUUCAGUCGCUCUCCUUCGCCAGCUGCGUUUUCGUCCGUCUCUCCCACAAAAAGGAUUUGGUGGCUUCCCGGCUCCUUUUGGAAGCCCUUGAGGGAGUUCCUGAUGUGCAUCGGAAUCCAGGUGCCUCUCCUGAAGCACGAUGCAGUGCUUCAGAAAACAGUCCAAGCUCAGCAAAGCCCAGGAAAAUCGGCUCGUGGAGGAGAGCCAGAGAGUGGCAGCUUUGAACGGGCAAAGGCUGGGUUUACAAGACGACCAUGACCUCAAGUUCCUGCUGCGGGGAAGUCAUCUCUUGAAGGUCAAGUCCAGCUCCUGGCGACGAGAGAGGUUUUACAAGCUCCAGGAGGACUGUAAGACCAUAUGGCAGGAAUCCAAGAAGAUGCUCCGAUCCCCUGAGUCACAGCUCUUCUCCAUUGAAGAAAUCCAGGAUGUCAGGCCAGGUCAUAAGACUGAAGGGAUGGAAAGAUAUGCCAAGGAUGUCCCUGAAGUUCGUUGCUUUUCUAUUAUCUUCAAAAAUCAGAAAAAAAACCUGGACCUCAUUGCUUGCUCUGAAACUGAUGCAAAUCACUGGGUGUCUGGCCUGGGAAAAAUCAUUGCAAAAAGCAAUUCUAUGAGCCAGAGGCAGAAAUUACGACACUGGAUUCAUGCCUGCCUGUGGAAAGCGGAUAAGAACAAAGAUAACAAGAUGAGCUUUAAGGAACUCAAAGAUUUCAUGAAGGAAGUCAACAUUCAGCUGGAUGACAGCUAUGCCAGGCAGAUCUUCGAGCAGUGUGACAAAUCCCAGACUGACACGUUGGAAGAUGACGAGAUAGAGGACUUCUACAGGAUACUGACAGAGCGGAGGGAGAUUGACCGCAUCUUCUCUGAUCAUGCGGAGGACAAGCCGGUCAUGUCACUGGACCACCUGAUUCAAUUCCUGCAAUAUGAACAGUGCGAGGAGGACGCUGGCCCUGAACUGGCACUCUCUCUCAUUGAGCAAUAUGAGCCCAACGAAGCAGUCCAAGGUCAAAAAGCCAUGAGCAAAGAUGGCUUCCAGAUGUAUUUGCUGUCUGUGGAUGGGAACGUUUUCAAUAAAACUCACCGCCAGGUGUACCAGGAUAUGACUCAACCACUCAGCCAUUAUUACAUUUCAUCUUCGCAUAAUACCUACCUCAUGGAGGACCAGAUAACAGGGCCCAGCAGUACUGAAGCCUACAUCAGAGCUUUGACAAAAGGUUGCCGAUGUGUGGAGCUUGAUUGCUGGGAUGGCCCGAAUUCAGAGCCGGUCAUCUACCACGGUUACACGUUUACCUCCAAGAUCCUCUUCUGCGAUGCCAUCAAAGCCAUCAAGAACUACGCUUUCAAAAUCUCUCCGUAUCCUGUCAUCAUAUCCCUGGAGAAUCACUGUAGCCUUGAUCAGCAGGAGACAAUGGCACGCCACUUGCACUCCAUUUUGAAAGACAUGUUGCUGGUGGCACCGGUUGACUCCAAAACGACCGACUUACCUUCCCCAGAGCAAUUAAAAGGGAAGAUUCUUGUGAAAGGGAAGAAGUUAAGCCCAGAAACGGAAGAGGUUUCAGACGAGGAUGAAGCAGCUGAAAUGGAAGACGAGGCUGUGAAGAGUGAGGUAGAAAAGAAGAAGGUGAGCGACAAGUUAAAGCUUGCAAAGGAGCUGUCUGAUACUGUCAUCUACUGCAAAAGUGUCCACUUUCAGGGAUUUGAAGACACAAAGUCCCAGCCUUCCGAUGAAAUAUCCUCUUUCAACGAAAGCAAAGCCCUUAAAUUGGCUCAGGAAUCUGGAAUUGACUUUAUCCAUUAUAACGUCCGGCAUCUGAGCAGGAUCUAUCCAGCGGGAUGGAGGACAGAUUCAUCCAACUAUAACCCUGUUGAGAUGUGGAACAUGGGUUGCCAGAUAGUUGCCCUGAAUUUCCAGUCCAGGGACUCAGAAAUGGAUGUCCAUCAGGGCCGAUUCCAAGAAAACGGAUUCUGUGGCUAUGUCCUAAAGCCAGAAUUUCUUCGAGAUGAACAGUCCAAAUUCAACCCCAAGUCUAUCAUGGAAGGGCCGUGGUACAACCCUAAGAAAUUCCAGGUUAAGAUCAUCUCCGGCCAGCAGCUGCCGAAGGUCAACAAAAGCAAAAAUUCCAUUGUGGACCCGAGGGUGAUCGUGGAAAUCCACGGUGUUCCGAGGGACAAUGGGAAGAAGCAAACCAAAGUAAUUGAUAAUAACGGUUUUAACCCAGCCUGGAAUGAAACCUUUGAGUUUGAAGUCGACGUCCCCCAACUUGCCCUGGUCCGCUUCGCGGUGGAAGAUUUUGACGCCUCGACAAAAAAUGAUUUUAUCGGGCAAUUCGCAGCCCCCUUCACGAGUCUGAAGCGAGGCUACCGCCACAUUCACCUUUUGACGAAGAACGGAGAUCAGUACCCAUCUGCCACGCUCUUUGUGCAUAUCAAUAUUUGGGACAAUUGCUAAAGAAGAGACAGACUUCAGGGACCGCCCAAGGAAUCUCUUUUUACAUUUCCAGAUAGACUUUUGAUCCCCACAGCCUGCAAAGAAGAACUCAACUCUCCGGAGGGCACGUCGUGGGCUAAGCCUUUCCAUCCACAGCAUAAUGCAGGCUGAAUCUAUACACUGGAAAACAGCUAGAAAAUAUUACC